Molecule: messenger RNA, 3957 nt
Organism: Kuraishia capsulata CBS 1993
Lineage: Eukaryota; Fungi; Ascomycota; Pichiomycetes; Pichiales; Pichiaceae
Exons: 1
Coding region: 1-3957 (1318 amino acids)
Molecular function (GO): protein binding
Source: RefSeq, a predicted model, not a curated record
AUGAGUCUGCGUCUUAUUAACACAACUUUCCAGAAUUGCGCCUUCAGCUCCAUAAGCUCCGAACCAUACGGUUCGAUCAAGAACCUAUCGACUUUAUCGAGCGAUGACCUCGAAAAGAGAGAUGUAUUUGGAAAGACAAUUUUACACCAUAUUUGCAUCAAAAACAGACACGACCUCCUUAAUCGACUUAUCAAGAACAAGAACCUCGAUUUUAACGUGACCGACUGGGAAAAUGACUGGAACUGCUUGCACUUUGCACUCUUCAACAACAACUUUGUGCUUGCGAGGAUUUUGCUUGCCAAAGGCCCCGAGAGCCUGCUUCGCCAUAGGGAUAAAGAUGGAUACACGCCUGUUGAUCUGCUGAACAGCGAGAUUAGUUUGAAAAGAAUGGUACGCUUUCCCACCCAUAUCUCCAUGCCUUAUGAUGGGAAGAUCGCAGCUGUUUUGGACUUUUCAGAAGGAAGCAUGAACAAUCUCGCGUUGACAGAACGAAUCACCCCAGCGUCGCAAGAAGGAGUCACAUCGACAACGGAAGAAUCUUCCUGGUUUGACCCUUUUUCUAGAGGUGCUUCAGACCUCGUGUUUUCAGGUUUUCACCUGAAGAGCUCUAUUCAGGAUGCUCCCGAUCAACUCUACCACGUUCCUCUUCAAGACAUGACCACACGUGUUACUGGAUCUAUUCGCGAAAGACUAAGACCUCCACGUCUUUCCAAAGUGGUGAUUUCCAAAAAGCACACCAUGGCUGUGACCAAUGAACCGACCGGUAACCUUUUCGUGUGCGGCUCCGGGUCAUCUUCGAGACUGGGUCUUGGCAAUUCCCACAAGAGUCUGGACUUUGUUUCCAUUCCAACGUUUGAGUCCGCGUGCAUUGUCGACGCCCACUCUUGUGAUGACCACUCGGUAUGUUUGACCUCUCAGAACCAGGUGUACACAUGGGGAUACAAUGAAUAUCUGGAUGAAGUCGGGUCCAUUCCCACCCUCAUCCCCAAAUUGAAAGGCACCAUUAUCGGAGUCUUCACAUCAAAAAUCCACACAGUUGCUUACACUCAUGAUCAAAUCAUAUCCUGGGGUCUGAAUGUUGGUCAAAUGGGACUGGCGUCUGCGGCCUCUUCCUCAAUUGCAUACAACGGUUUGCACGGGACUAUUGUAAAGAGCCCGAAAGAGAUGGAAUUCAAGUAUGGGACUGUCAAGUGUAUUGUUGGAAACGAGACGUUUAUGUUGGUGCUGAAUACAGAUGACGACCUUCAUUGUUUCACCGGCGGAUUUCACGCCAAGGUGCCAAUCACGGUUUCGAACAAGCUCAACUCAACGUUCAACGUAUUUGUGCCCAGAUCACAAACUAGGCGCAAGUCCAUCGUAAAGAUGAUUGCGCAGACAGGAUGCCCACAAGUGUUGCUCAUCUACGACUCAGGUGACGUCUCUGUGGUGAGCAUUCCCCAGAGAUGCGCCUAUUCUAGUGAGUUCUUGAAAAGGGUAAAAGUUUCCCCAGUUUGGAGAGUAUCAAAAGACCACAUGAAGUGCAUCGAUGCUUGUAUGGGUUCUGAUGGAUCUGUGAUGAUCUGUCUCGCAGAUGGAUCCGCAUACAGGCGUGUUAAGAGGCAGCAGAAGAAAGCCACUUCCAAAGACGGAUUUCACGACGUUUUCACAAAGGAGUUCAAAUUUGUCAAGAUCUUGGGUUUGAACAAAGUUGUGAGAGUCUGCUGCGAUCCCAGUUUCCAGUGCUUUGCGUAUAUGAGAAAUGAUGUGGAUUUGAUACCGUUCAAACUCAAGCAAAGUCAGAUACUAAACGAUAUCGGCGACUAUUCUCCAUAUGUUUCUUUACCUGCUCAGCAAAAAGCAAAAUAUUCACUGGCAAGUACUGCGGUGGAUUUCAUAGCAAGUUCUAAUGAGGAGAGUUCACAGCCAUUCGAGCUGGAGGACAAGCUUCUUGAAAAUGUUUUGAACCGAUGGUCGCAGCCCACAAAUGACAUUGUCAAGUCUUGGAGAGAAAAGGUCAAGGCACCGGUCUCAAAAAGGUUUGGAAACGAUGCAAUUAGAAAAUUGGGGUGGAUGCAGCUGAUAAAAACGGAAUCAAAACUGUCGGAUGCCCAUGCUGUGGUGAUAGGUAGAGGCGGAGCAAAGGAUGUCUGGAUCCCCAUCCACAAACACAUAAUUUGCUCGAGAUCCAAGGUACUGGCAAGUGUCAUUCUCGAAGGUAGGAUUAUCAAUAAAUCCGGAAUCGGAAUCACGUAUGACCCUUCAAGCGAGUGCCUCAAUUUUGAGGGGGAUAAAGUUGAUGCCAGAGCAGUUUUUCUUCUUAUGCACUAUCUAUACACCGACGAAUACCUCACAUAUCCAGCAAGCAUUUCGGAAGAUCUUUCACGUUCGCGGAAGAUGUUUUCCAUAUUGACAAGCGUUGUUCUGACCUUGAUGCCUCCGCUAGAGAAGCAAAUAUGGAAAGACGUGCCACAAUUAUACGACACGGUCGUGCAUCUUUCUGAUGGCGAGAUCAGAUGUCACUCUUUGUUCUUGGCUGCCAGAAGUGCAUACUUUGAGGCCCUGUUUUCGAGAUGGAGAGGCUCAUCAGAACGAGAAGUGACACUAACUCAUAUUCCCAAGAAAGUUUUUGAGAUCGUGCUUAGAUAUUGUGUGGGAUAUCAUGCCUUUGAUAUCUUCGAUGAAAUUAUGGGUAUCUCCAGCAGUUCUGAGUUUAUGGAUCUGCUAUUCGAAACUGCAGAGGUUGCCGACGAGCUGCUAAUUUCUGACCUUUCAGAUAUCUGCCAGUUUGCCAUGAAAGACUUAAUCUCCUUGGAUAAUGUUGGCUUGAUUUUGAUGAAUGCUUAUCACCUGGGAGCCACCCCACUGUUUAUGAACUGUCUUUGGUUCCUGUACAACAAUCUGGAUGUUAUGUUUUUCAAUGGCGAAUUCAAUGAGUUGAUUUCAGAGUGCUGGAGUAACCAACACUUGGUGACCCAAAUCGAUGUUGGUUUGAGGUGGUUCAAAUCUCUGAAUAGGAUUGCGGAUGAUUCAAAAAAGACGACCAGUCUAUCAACCAAGGAGUCACAAAAUUUCUUCAACUGCUUCCUAACAGAUAUGGAUAAGUUCAACGAAGACUUCGUUGCCGGAGAGAAUACCUGUUCCUUCAGUGGUCUGGCGUCAAUGUUCAAGACACUUGAGAAAAAAAGACGUUCUUCCAGUGUUGUCAAACCAGUGAAUUCUACAAGUUUUCCAAAAUACUCACCACCAGUUACAUCUUCUGAAAUCUCUCCUUCUAGUUCGUCGUUGGUUAACGAAUUUGCUUUAGAUACUGACGACUCAUUAUCUAGCAUCUCGGACUUCAUUCCUGUUUCGAGCAGAAGGCGAAGCUCAAGGAAAUCGUCAGGCCCAAACCUGAUACGUCCUGAAAUCUUUCCUCCUGCAAUGCCUGAAACCAUGGUGUCUACUCCUCAGCGAAAGAGUCCCACACCCUUGGACAUUCCCAAGGCUUCGAGCCCCUUUUUGAGUUCAAGAACGCCCGCGAAGAAAGCGGUUAUUGCGAUACCAAAACUGUCACAGAAGGAACGGAUGAAGCAGAGACAAAACUCGGGCUCCUUUUUGGCUCAGAGUCCACCAAAGACGAGCACACCUCCCAAACCUACAACCCCAUUGUACAAAAUCCAGCCAACAGGCUCGGCACCGGCUGCCUCAUCUGCUCCUUCGUUUGAAACCAUAAGACUUCAGGAACAACUGGGCAAUAUAGAAGACGAUACGCCUGUUGCGUCUCUGGAGGAGAUUCAAAGGGAAGAGGAGUUUGCACGUUGGUGGGAACAGGAGUCUCUGCGUGUUCAAGAACGCAUGAACCAGGCUGCUGAAGAAGGUACUCAAGCAAGGAGAAAUUCUGCGCAGAAUAGAAGACGUCACAAAGGAAGAGCAAACAAUACUAAAACUGGUGAAGGCAAUAAUAGCAAUCGACACCGCGGUGGGUCCGUGAUCAUCUAG